AUGGCGGCUGCACCCUUCGCGCUGCUCCCGCUGCCGCCCCUUCCAGCCCUCUGUGCCUAUCGCCUCCGGAGCCGCAGUCGUCCUCCCGCCCCAGAGACUGAUCAUAGACGAGGUGGGGGCGCCAUGAGAGGUGAGAAAAACUACUGCUGCUGUGGAGCUGCCGGAGACCACGGUUCCUGCCUCCCGACACCUUCGCCUCUGGCCUCUACCCUCUUGAUGCCCGCGGAGGCAAUCUCAAGUAAUUGGUCUGGGUCUGGAGGUGGUUUGUCAGGGGGAGAUGAAGAGGAGACUCGGCUCCUUCAACAACUCCGGACCGCGCCGGAUCCUUCCGAGGCCUUCCAGGCUUUACAGGCUGCUUUGCCGCGCCGGGGCGGUAGACUUGGCUUCCCCCGACGAAAGGAAGCAUUGUAUCGGGCCGUGGGUCGAGUGCUUGUGGAAGGAGGUAGUGAUGAGAAGCGACUCUGCUUGCAACUCCUCUCGGACGUUCUCCGGGGUCAGGGGGAGGCAGGCCAGUUGGAAGAGGCCUUUAGCCUAACACUUCUGCCUCAACUAGUUGUCUCCUUACGAGAAGAGAAUCCAGCCCUGCGGAAAGAUGCGCUGCAGAUCCUACACGUGUGUCUGAAACGUAGUUCUGGAGAGGUGCUGAGAAUGCUUAUACAACAAGGACUGGAAAGUACCGAUGCCCGGCUUAGAGCUUCCACGGCACUACUGUUCCCUAUCUUGCUUACUCCUGAGGAUUUGUUGCUCGGCCUAGAUCUUACCGAGGUGAUAAUAUCCUUAGCCCGAAAGCUUGGCGGUCAGGAGAUAGAAGAAGAAUCUGAGACAGCCUUCUCUGCACUUCAACAAAUUGGGGAGCGUCUUGGCCAAGAGAGGUUUCAGUCAUAUAUCUCUCGUCUGCCUUCUGCCCUGAGGAGACACUACAAUCGCCGCCUGGAGUCCCAGUUUGGAAGUCAGGUUCCUUAUUAUUUGGAACUUGAAGCCUCUGGAUUUCCUGAAGAUCCCCUUCCCAGUGCAGUGCCUCUUUCCAACAGCAAUCUUAAAUUUGUGAUUAUUCCUCAGGAGCUGCAUUCAAGGUUGUCAGAUCAGGAAGACUAUAAGAACCGGACUCAGGCUAUUGAGGAGCUAAAACAGGUGAUGGGACGCUUUAACCCUAGUUCCACCUCUCAUUCUAGCCUCGUCAGUUUCAUUAGUUUGAUGUAUAAUUUGUUAGACGAUUCUAACUUCAAAGUGGUCCAUGGCACACUUCAAGUUCUUCAUUUACUGGUUGUUCGUCUUGGAGAGCAGGUACAACAGUUCUUGGGACCAGUUAUAGCAGCUUCUGUCAAAGUGCUGGCAGACAACAAGUUGGUGAUCAAACAAGAAUACAUGAAAAUCUUCCUCAAGCUAAUGAAGGAAGUAGGUCCUCAACAGGUGCUUUGCUUACUCCUGGAACAUCUCAAACAUAAGCAUUCCAGAGUGAGAGAGGAAGUGGUGAACAUUUGCAUCUGCUCCCUCCUGACCUAUCCCAGUGAGGAUUUUGACUUAUCCAAACUGUCUUUUGAUCUUGCCCCAGCUCUUGUAGAUAGCAAACGCAGGGUACGCCAAGCAGCUCUUGAAGCCUUUGCUGUGUUGGCAUCAUCAAUGGGCUCAGGUAAAACCAGCAUCCUUUUCAGAGCUGUGGAUACUGUUGAGCUGCAGGAUAACAGAGAUGGAGUGAUGAAUGCUGUGCAGGCCAGAUUGGCUAGGAAAACCCUCCCAAAGUUAACAGAAGAGGGAUUUGUGGAGUAUGCAGUACUCAUGCCAUCAUCUGCCCAGGGUAGAUCAGGCCAUUUGGCACAUGGAGCAGAUACAGACUGGCUUUUGGCGGGUAACAGAACUCAGAGUGCGCACUGUCACUGUGGUGACCACACAAGGGAUAGCAUGCAAAUUUAUGGAUCUUAUGGUCCAACUAUCUGUACUCGAAGGGUACUAAGUGCAGGAAAAGGAAAAAAUAAAUUACCAUGGGAAAAUGAGCAGCCUGGAGUCACGGGAGAAAAUCAGACCUCCAAUUCAAAGGAUAUAGAAGCACGGCCCCCACCCAGGAUCCUAAGCGGAGGCCCAGCUCCACGCUUGAAUGCCGCCCCGCCUAGGCCUCGCCUCCAGGGCCCUUUCAAGCUACGUGGGUCCAGAGCCUAG
Messenger RNA from Mesoplodon densirostris (Blainville's beaked whale), 2154 nucleotides. Its product is annotated as TOG array regulator of axonemal microtubules protein 1-like. The coding region runs from base 1 to 2154 and encodes 717 amino acids. NCBI's taxonomy places the organism in Eukaryota, Metazoa, Chordata, Mammalia, Artiodactyla, Ziphiidae. Gene Ontology annotation, molecular function: microtubule binding. Gene Ontology annotation, cellular component: cytoplasmic microtubule; cilium. The transcript is spliced from 2 exons. The record is from RefSeq and is a predicted model, not a curated record. Gene Ontology annotation, biological process: microtubule cytoskeleton organization.